AUGAGUGCCGACAACGGGCCGCUUUAUCUGGGCUUUGACCUUUCAACCCAGCAACUCAAGGCCAUCGUCGUCAACUCCGACCUCAAAAGCGUCGCCGAGGCCAAAGUCGACUUUGACCAAGACUUCGGCGCCAAGUAUGGCAUCCACAAGGGCGUCCACGUGCGCGACCAGACGGGCGAGGUCUUUGCCCCCGUCGCCCUGUGGCUGGAAUCGCUCGACCUGGUGCUGGAGCGCCUCUCGCAGGCGAUGCCCGUGCCCAUGAGCCGCAUCAGGGGUAUCAGCGGCUCCGGCCAGCAGCACGGCAGCGUCUUCUGGAGCGCGAGCGCCGAGGAGCUGUUGAAGGGGCUGGAUGCGGCGAAGCCCCUGGUUGGGCAGCUGGAGAAGGCGCUGGCGCAUGAGUUUGCGCCGAAUUGGCAGGAUCACAGCACGCAUGAGGAGUUGGUUGCGUUUGAUGCCGAGCUGGGAGACAGGGAGAAGUUGGCUGAGGUUACGGGCAGCGGUGCCCAUCAUAGAUUCACCGGACUCCAAAUCAUGAGAAUCAGACGAGUCCUCCCAGACGUUUACGCAAACUCAAAGCGGAUAUCUCUAGUCUCCUCAUGGCUCGCCUCCGUGCUCAUGGGCGCCAUUGCCCCCCUGGACGUCAGCGACGUCUGCGGCAUGAACCUCUGGGAUAUCCCCAACCAGACCUGGAGCGAGCGCCUGCUGGCCCUUUCCGCCGGCCCUGAUGGCGUGGCCGAUUUGCGCCAGAAGCUCGGCGAGCCUCGCAUGGACGGCGGCGGUUCCAUGGGUGCCAUCUCACCCUACUUUGUCACCAAGUACGGCUUCAGCCCAGAGUGCCAGAUCGUCUCCUUCACUGGCGACAACCCGGCCACCAUUCUUGCGCUCCCCUUGCGUCCUCUCGAUGCCAUCGUCUCGCUUGGCACGUCAACUACUUUCCUUAUGAAUACGCCCGCAUAUAAGCCAGACGAGUCAUAUCACUUCUUCAACCACCCCACAACACCCGGCAACUACAUGUUCAUGCUGUGCUACAAAAACGGCGGCCUGGCCCGCGAAAAAGUCCGUGACACCCUGCCCAAGCCCCAGGACGGCGCGACAGGCUGGGAGAACUUCAACAAGGCCGUGCUGGAAACUAAACCCCUGGGUGUGGACGACGAGAGCGACCGGGCAAAGCUUGGUCUGUACUUCUAUCUCCGGGAGACGGUACCCAAUAUCCGUGCUGGAACCUGGCGUUUCACUUGCAAUGGUGACGGUACCGACCUGAAGGAAUCCCCGCAAGGCUGGUCCAAGGAAUCUGAUGCUCGUGCCAUUGUCGAAUCUCAAGCUCUUUCCAUGCGUCUCCGAUCCCAAAAGCUUGUUCACAGCCCGCGCGACAGCCUCCCCGCGCAACCCCGUCGCAUCUACCUCGUCGGCGGCGGAUCCCUCAACCCAGCCAUCACACGCGUGCUCGGCGAAGUGCUCGGCGGUGCAGAUGGUGUAUACAAGCUUGACGUCGGCGGUAAUGCAUGUGCCCUGGGAGGCGCGUACAAGGCGCUCUGGGCUCUGGAGAGGAAAGAUGGCGAGACGUUUGAUGAGCUGAUUGGCAAGCGGUGGACGGAGGAGGGCUCGAUUGAGAAGGUGGACAUUGGAUAUCGGGAGGGCACAUAUGAAAAGUACGGCAAGGUCUUGGGAGCGUUUGAAGAGAUGGAGGGUAGGCUUCUUGCAGAAGAAAAGCAUUGA
Molecule: messenger RNA, 1716 nt
Organism: Trichoderma virens Gv29-8
Lineage: Eukaryota; Fungi; Ascomycota; Sordariomycetes; Hypocreales; Hypocreaceae
Exons: 3
Coding region: 1-1716 (571 amino acids)
Biological process (GO): xylulose metabolic process; D-xylose metabolic process
Cellular component (GO): cytosol
Molecular function (GO): D-xylulokinase activity
Source: RefSeq, a predicted model, not a curated record